AUGGUGAUGUCCCAGGGCACCUACACCUUCCUCACCUGCUUCGCGGGCUUCUGGCUCAUCUGGGGGCUCAUCGUGCUGCUGUGCUGCUUCUGCAGCUACCUGCGGCGGCGGGUGAAGCGGCAGCAGGAGGAGCGGCUGCGGGAGCAGAGCCUGCGCGCGCUGGAGCUGGAGCCGCUGCACUACGAGGGCUACGGGGGCAGCCCCCCCGGCAUCGCCGUCCCCCACCGGCUCCGCAUGGAGCCCCACCACCACCACCACCACCACCCCCACAUCCCGCCCCCGCGGCCCUGGAGCUGCCGGCACGAGUCGGACCUGUCGAAGCCGCCGUGCUACGAAGAGGCGCUGCUGAUGGCGGAGCCCCCCCCGCCGUACAGCGAGGUGCUGAUGGACACGCGCGGGCUCUACCGCAAGAUCAACGCGCCCUUCCUGAGCCACGAGCGGCUGGAGAAGCAGGAGCAGCCCCCCAGCUACAAACCCCUUUUCCUCGACGCCGGCUACGGCUCGGCGCUGCACCUGCCCCGCUCGGCCAGCCCCGGGCCGGCCUGCCCGGACCUUUACCUGCAGGCAGAGUGCUCCCCGCGCAUGUUCCCCAGCUGGACGGACUCGGAGCUCAGCAGCAGGGACACCUACGAGCCGGGGCCGUGGCACCUCCCGGUCUCCAUGCCCCUCUUCGGCAGGACUACGGCCGUCUAGGGGUGGCCCCGGGGGAGCCGCAGCCGCCUGCGGGUGUCCCCCCGACACCGGGGGGGCUCGGCCACCCGCUGUUCCCAGGGAUGACGUCCCCGUCGCGGGCCAUCGCCGCCAGCGCGGAAGGGGCUGGUUCCCCGUCUCG
Molecule: messenger RNA, 832 nt
Organism: Cygnus olor (mute swan)
Lineage: Eukaryota; Metazoa; Chordata; Aves; Anseriformes; Anatidae
Gene: PRR7
Product: proline rich 7, synaptic
Exons: 2
Coding region: 1-693 (230 amino acids)
Source: RefSeq, a predicted model, not a curated record